UUUUAUUUUAUUGAUUUACAUAACAUUUAUGAUAACAUUAUAAAAAUCGGAAUGAUUGGGAUGUAUAGAAGCCGGAUCGCUUAUGAUCAGAAUUCCGAUGGUUCUGUAAAUAUUCUGUUCAUACGAUCAAAAGGGAAAAAGUUGAAACGAUGGAUAUCUUUUCAAAACCAGACGAAUUUCACGAAGUUUUGUAUCUACACGUGCGCCCUAAUUGUUACCGGAUUACUAUGCUUAAUGCUUGGAAAUGGCUUCAUUAGAACAUUGGUCAACAGUUUCGAAAUUAUGGACAUUAACGAAUCUGGUUCAGAGCAUCGCGGAGAAAUAUCUCAAUGGCCAAAUAUGCCAAACCUUGGACUGAAGGACGACGAUGUACUGAAAGCUGCAGCAGAUAACACGCAGAAGGAGACAGUUUCAAUAAUAUAUACUGAGAAACCGAAUGCAUUUAGAGAGGCACGGCACGAAAACACAUAUGGACAUUCUGAGAAUGGCAUACCAAAAGGCUUUAAGGAACAACUAAAAGAAAAAAGAAAUGAAUAUGAUAACAAAGGUCUACCGGCAUUUUUCCUUGAGGAGCAGAAAGAGGCUACAACGGAAUACCUUGACCCUAUGGGAACCUGUGCUCCUACAACAUUUCGGCCUCAGGAAUGGUGGCACAAGCUCUUUGCUAUCAAGAAGAGAAACUAACAAUUCAGUUGGCUUCCGAUCAUCUGAAAUAUUAUUCAAAGAGGAUGAACAAUUUGUUAACAUACCACACGGAAUAAUAUUAUAGAUUGAUAUUUCCUCUAGAUUUCGUGCACAAUAAAAAGUUCAUACACUUUAUAACGUGUACGUUAUGAGCCUGUUUGCUAGCUUCGGGACAGCUGUGGAUAACAGACACAGCGGAAUGCUUAUCUAUAUGUUUGGUAUAUGAGAGAGUUUCACAUCACUAAUCAUUUGCAUACCAUGGCGUUAAACGAAUUUGACUGCAAAAAUUUAUUGUCAUCCGAUAGCAAAGAGAUGGAGAAAGCAAUUGACUAUCUUGAGGGAAAGAACAAACAAUUUGCACAUCUUCCAAGCAUACAAUACGAUACUAUGGAGAAGCUGGCUGGCAGAGAAACUCCAAAGGCAAAAGGCGUUCAGUUGCCAUACGGAACCGAAGAGAACACUGAUUUUCCAGUCGCAUUUUACAUAUCAUUUCAUGAAAAUGUGGUACAGCUUCAACGACUAUUGUAUAUUAUACACCGUGCACAAAAUAUUUAUUGUGUUCAUGUUGAUGACAAACUGUCAAGUAAAGACUUCGAAGCAGUGUAUCGAGUAGCCAAUUGUUACAAAAAUGUUUUUCUUACUUCUCGUAGGGAAAUUAUGAUAUAUGGAAGUGUAACUGAAAUUCGCGCCGAACUAAAUUGCAUGGAGGAUCUUGUUAAUAGCGGACAUCGGUGGAAAUACCUCAUCCAUUUUACCGCCAAAAGUUUUCCUUUAAUGAAAAAUUCCGAACUUGUUGAGGCACUUAAGUCGCACAAAGGCAAGAACAUUGUUCAUUCGAAUUGGCCGGAGGAGCAUAUUCAAUUUAAAAGGAGGCAUAUUCUGGUUGUUGAACAAAUUACCAAGUCUGGAUACAUCCGCCAUACGCAAGAUCUUAAACCGAAGCCUCCCUUUGGUAUCAAGCCUACUCCCGGUUUUAGUACUAAUGUGUUUACUCGGGAGUUUGUGGAUUGGGUAUUGGUGGAUACAAAGGCAAAAGAAGUACUCAAUUGGAUGUCAGAUAUUAUGUAUCCAGCCCAAUAUUAUUGGGCAACACUUAAUAAUCUGUAUCACAACGGCAUUCUACAGACCCCGGGAGGUGACUGCGAUGCCCCAGGUUUAAAGCAGUUAAAUUUCUACUUAAUUGGCUGGAACGUGCCUGCUGAUCGGAAGCUUUGUCGUUCGGGCCACUAUGUUCGCAACACAUGCAUGUUUAGCGUCCAGGACCUAGCAGCACUCACGCAAAGACGGGAACUCGUUGCAAACAAAUUUGACAUAUCAUACGACCCUAUCGUGUAUAUGUGUAUGGAGCAGUGGAUUACGAAUAAGACACGAGGGAAUCAUUUGUAAGGGACGUAAAGGGUCUUCGGCUACACUGAAUAAAUGGGAACGAAAAACUUUCUCAAUCUUACCUACAAAUUUUCGUAUAAGAUCUUAGUUUCUAUGAUUAAUCUCAAUUUCGUAUUGCAUGUAAUAUUGUAACAUUCAUCAGGGACACGCUUAUGUUUUUUGUUAAAUGCACUUUUUUGUAUGACGAAAUACAGUGAGGCAAAUCAUAAUGAGUGUUAAACUUAGAUACUUACGGCAGGAGUCCUUCAACAAUUUUGAUAAAUGCUUAAAUUUUGUCUUUGAAGAUUUUGAAAAGCGUUAUAAGCGCAAUUUAACAAAAAGAUUAAAGGCUAAGUUAUCCGUAUGUUUCAUUCGCACAUAACGCAGCGUAUAUAUGAUUUCGGUAGAUAGUUUAGUGUAAGUUAACAAUCAUUUAUUAAAUUAUUAUAUUCUUUUUGUAUUAUUAUCAUUUUGUUAGCCUCUGUCAGAUAUGUUACAUAUAUCAAUUUUUAAUCACAUUCAAUUAAGCUGACUCGCAAUUUCUCAUAGCUUAAAGGUUUAUUUAUAUGUGCAGGUUUAUAAUUUAAACGAGAUUCUUUUUCAUUGACUUGUAUCUAUGCUGUUACAUGAUAUGUAGGUAU
Mya arenaria is the source of this 2690-nucleotide messenger RNA. RefSeq names its product N-acetyllactosaminide beta-1,6-N-acetylglucosaminyl-transferase-like. The coding region runs from base 907 to 2070 and encodes 387 amino acids. Lineage: Eukaryota; Metazoa; Mollusca; Bivalvia; Myida; Myidae. The transcript has 4 exons. Gene Ontology annotation, cellular component: membrane. The record is from RefSeq and is a predicted model, not a curated record. Gene Ontology annotation, molecular function: acetylglucosaminyltransferase activity.